Molecule: messenger RNA, 1563 nt
Organism: Musa acuminata subsp. malaccensis (wild Malaysian banana)
Lineage: Eukaryota; Viridiplantae; Streptophyta; Magnoliopsida; Zingiberales; Musaceae
Product: galactolipase DONGLE, chloroplastic-like
Biological process (GO): lipid metabolic process
Cellular component (GO): chloroplast
Molecular function (GO): glycerophospholipid phospholipase A1 activity
Source: RefSeq, a predicted model, not a curated record
UGAUGAAGAGAGGCUAGGGGAACAAAUCACCAAUGGCGGAGUGGUAGGGAGCCCGACCGACCCAUUGACAAAAAGAAAGGUCAGGAAGAAACCCAGUCAAACCCUCGCCAAACACGCUCUCCCAUUUUAUAUUCACCGGUUGGUUCUGUCUAUAUAAUCUGAGACACUGCCCUUCGUGCCUGUUUGCACCGCCCUCAUGGCUUCCUCCACCGUCUCCAUGCCCAAGCAGCAUCUGGCCCUGCGGAACCCCCGGCCAUGCCGGCCUCGCCCCGGGAUGUCUGUCGCCGCGCCCCGGCGGACGCCGUCGGCCGCCCCGGUGCUCCGGUCUCGGCCGGACAGGGCACGGGAGGCGACGAGCCGCCUGGCUAGCGUGUGGAGGAAGAUCCAGGGCGCCGACGACUGGAACGACCUCGUCCAGCCGCUGAGCCCGUUGCUGCGCGAGGAGAUCGUCCGGUACGGGGAGUUCGUCAUGGCGUGCUACAAGGCGUUCGACCUCGACCCGGCGUCGCAGCGCUACCUGAGUUGCAAGUACGGGAAGCGCCGCAUGCUGGAGGAGGUGGGGUUGGAGUCGUCCGGAUACGAGAUCACCAAGUACAUCUACGCGACGCCGGACAUCAGCAUCCCCAUGCAGCACGGCACCUGCUGUGGCCGGUGGAUCGGGUACGUUGCGGUGUCGUCGGACGAGGAGGUGAGGCGGCUGGGGCGGCGGGACGUGCUGGUGACCUUCCGGGGGACCGUCACCAGCACCGAGUGGAUCGCCAACUUCAUGAGCUCGCUGAGGCCGGCGAACCUGGACCCGCACGACCCCCGGAUCGACGUGAAGGUCGAGUCGGGGUUCCUCAGCCUGUACACCUCCGACGACAGCACCUGUAGGUUCGGCCAAGGGAGCUGCCGGGAGCAGUUGCUCGGGGAAGUGUCCCGGCUCAUCAACAAGUACCAGGACGAGGAGAUGAGCAUCACAUUGGCCGGACACAGCAUGGGGAGCGCCCUCGCCCUCCUCUCCGGGUACGACCUCGCCGAGCUCGGCGUCAACCGGUUCCAGCGGCAGCGGGAGAUACCGAUCACGGUGUACUCGUUCGGAGGGCCGAGGGUCGGCAACACCGGCUUCAAGGAGAGGUGCGAAGAGCUCGGAGUGAAGGUCUUGAGGGUGGUGAACGUCCAUGAUCCGGUCACCAAGCUGCCCGGCCUGUUCAUGAACGAGCACUUCCGGGCUCUCGGCGAGACCUAUCAGCUCCCAUGGAGCUGCUCCUGCUACGCUCACGUUGGAGUCGAGCUCGCCCUCGACUUCUUCAAGAUGCAAAACCCUGCGUGUGUUCAUGACCUGGGGACAUACAUAGGGCUACUCAAGUGCCCCAAGAUGGUUCAAGUCCACAAGGAGGGCAUGGUGGAUCUGCUGGCAAAGGCAAAGAUGACUUUCAGGAAGCACAAGUUACAGGGAUGGCCAUGGCAAGAUGCAGCAAUGCAAGUGGGGAAUCUGGUGCAAACUCUGGGACUAAUUUGAGGCCCAAUUCUGUGUUGUGGAUGGGGGGAGUAGAUGAUCCAUUAAUCCCUCAUAAUUUUUGU